AUGGGGGACGGGUACGUGGGUACGUCUCAAGACGGGAUACUUGACACUGCUUUCAAGAAGGAAACAGUCGGUUUAGUCACCAGAGAGGAAUAUGUGGAGAAGAGGGUUAAUAUUCGUAAUAAGUUUGAGGAAGAAGAGAAAGAGAAAUUGCUCAAGCUACUCCAAGAGGAAGAGGAGCUUCAACAACAAAAGCGUAGCAAAAAGAGAAAGAUUAAGGGAAGCUCCCGCUUAUCUUCUGCUGAAGAUCUUGAGGAUGGCAGUGAUGACGCAGAAAACAAGAAUUCUGGGAACUUACGCUAUGGAAAACUUGGCAAGGACCCCUCUGUGGAAACUAAUUUCCUGCCUGACAGGGCCGUCCAGCAGCAGCUAGCCCCUGACUUCAGGGAGAUUAGGACGACAUCAGUUGAGAAUUUGCUAUAUGUAAAGGAAGAUCUUAUAAUCCGACAUCAACACAGUUUCUACGAGCUGAUCAUAAACAAAGCUAGGGGGAAGAGUGGCCCGCUGUUUCACUUUGAUGUGCAUGAAGACGUGAGAACAAUUGCAGAUGCAACGAUCGAGAAAGACGAGUCGCAUGCUGGGAAAGUGGUGGAGAGGCAUUGGCACGAGAAGAACAAGCAUAUAUUUCCUGCUUCCAGAUGGGAGAGCGAGCAUAGCAUAAAUAGGCUCGAGGAGGACGUAUCUAUUAUCUUGUGCAUCGUUGACCCAGAUUAA
Molecule: messenger RNA, 711 nt
Organism: Eruca vesicaria subsp. sativa (arugula)
Lineage: Eukaryota; Viridiplantae; Streptophyta; Magnoliopsida; Brassicales; Brassicaceae
Source: the annotation of a GenBank genome assembly